AUGAUGCUAUCCCACCUAACCCCUAAAUUUUCUUCCUCAUACUCCCUCCCGCCUGUGCGAGAGCUUCUCUGAAACCCUCGCCCUUCUCCCAGCUGCCACAAAAGGUUCAUCAUAAACUAUGGCUGAAGCUGAGGAUAUUCAGCCCCUUGUUGUUGAUAAUGGCACGGGCAUGGUGAAGGCUGGGUUUGCCGGAGAUGAUGCUCCCAGGGCUGUCUUCCCAAGUAUCGUUGGUCGACCACGGCAUACCGGUGUCAUGGUGGGAAUGGGUCAAAAGGAUGCCUAUGUUGGGGAUGAGGCGCAGUCGAAAAGGGGUAUUUUAACGCUAAAGUAUCCCAUUGAACAUGGUAUUGUCAGCAAUUGGGACGACAUGGAGAAAAUUUGGCACCAUACCUUCUACAACGAGCUUCGUGUUGCCCCGGAAGAACAUCCAGUUCUUCUCACAGAAGCCCCUCUUAACCCUAAGGCUAACAGAGAGAAGAUGACCCAAAUUAUGUUUGAAACCUUUAAUGUUCCAGCCAUGUAUGUUGCCAUUCAGGCCGUGCUUUCUCUUUAUGCUAGUGGUCGAACAACAGGUAAUAUGCUCUAUCACCAAAUUUGCACAGAACAUAUAAGUAGAGUAGUCCAUUUGAAGGGGCAUUUACCACACUCAUUUCAUAUGUAUUUACAUAUUUCACACCCAAAAUUUAGGGUUUAGGGUUAUACCACCC
This is a messenger RNA of Phalaenopsis equestris, 707 nucleotides long. Its product is annotated as actin-1. Lineage: Eukaryota; Viridiplantae; Streptophyta; Magnoliopsida; Asparagales; Orchidaceae. The coding region runs from base 119 to 694 and encodes 191 amino acids. The transcript has 3 exons. The record is from RefSeq and is a predicted model, not a curated record.